CUUACCACACUCCUGUUCAGUUGUCUGCUCUGCCUAAACCACAGCUCUGGGUUUCCUACAGCAGGAUGCAAGGUUCUACUACAACACAAACCCUGUGUGCCUUAUAUAGCCUCUCAAGCCGGCCCCUCCUGCAGCUACACCUGCGUGCAUGCUACAUGUGACCAAACAUGUUGUAAGCAGUUUUGGCGACCUUCCGCUGCAUGUGGAAGGGGACCCAGCAGGCUGGUAACGUGGCAUUGCUCUGGGUCCCAUCCCAGUACGGGUUUGGCGUUGAUGCAUUGUUCAAUUGUCAUCCCAUCUUCUGCUACAGUCAAACUGAAAUCAAGAUCUUGCAUAGACGGGUGCCUUGGUCCAUCUGUUGUCAUCUACAAGUGGAAGCGGGACAGGUGUCCAAACUACCCGUCUAAAGGAGAGAUUAUCACUAUCGGUGGGCCAUUGCUCAUCCAUGAACUUGUCCUGGAAGUGCAGCAUAAAAAAGGCCUAGAUGUCUCCUCCGGACUAACUCUUAAGGUUCUUCCAGAAUCUUACGUACGGUCAGACAAAACAGUUGAAAAACUGAUUGCCUACUACCAGAGUAAGCCAGGCUAUGAACCUUGUGGUGAUGGCAGUAUCAAGAUGAUGGCUGACACUGAGCCCAAGAAUGCAAUUACUCCAGAGGAGGCAUACCAGGGUGACUACAGAUAUGCAAGGGCCUUUCCUGCACCGGCAGAAAGCCCCUUUGUUACAAAUGGAUUAGAGGCGGAAGAAUGGUGGCCAAGGGAAAACGUUCACAUGGGGCAGGUUGCCGGGGUAGCCGCCGACCAGUAUGGUUUGGUUUAUGCCUUCCAGCGAGGAGAGAGACGCUGGCUACCAAGUGAUUUUGGCAGUGAUCACAUCUUCAAGAAGAGGAACAGGGCUAUUCAAAGUGAUGUGGUUCUGAUGAUGGACCCCGAUAGUGGAUAUGUACUCCAUUCUUGGGGGGCCGGGAGAUUUUACAUGCCUCAUGGCAUUACCACUGAUCACGAGGGCAACAUUUGGCUGACUGAUGUGGCUUUGCAUCAAGUGUUCAAGUUCACUCCUGACGAAAUGAAGCACAAUAAAAUUAAGCCGAGUCUGAUACUUGGAGAGCGGUUUCAGCCAGGUUCAGACUGGAAGCAUUUCUGCCAGCCCACAGACGUGGCUGUAGACAGCAACACAGGGAACUUCUUUGUUGCAGAUGGGUACUGUAAUAGCCGCAUCUUGAAGUUUGCUCCUAAUGGGUCUGCCCUGAUGGAAAUAACUGCACCGUCUAACCCAGACCUGCCAGCGGAUCUGCGGACAUUCAUCAUCCCCCACAGCCUGGCCCUGGCUGAGAAACAGCAGCUACUUUGCGUAGCGGACCGCGAAAACGGCCGUAUUCUUUGCUUCAACAGCACGACUGGCGAGUACGACCGCCAGAUCACCAGUGAAGACUUUGGUGGAAGAGUAUUUGCUAUUGCUUAUAAUAAUGAGGAAGACGUACUGUACGCUGUGAACGGUCCUACAAACGAAGAAUACUAUCGUAUUAAGGGAUUCACCAUCGGCUUGGAUAGUGGCAGAAUCCUGUCUGAGUGGACUCGCCCAGCUGGCAGUCAGGAGCAAUUCAUAGAGCCACACGACAUCGCGGUAUAUUCUGGAACUGUCUACGUUGCUGAUGUUGGGGCAAAUCGUGUCUGGAAGUUCUGGGAUGAAGCUACCCUAAGCAACGAGCUUUGGAAGAACCAACUAUGGAAAUACUAACUUGAACUACAGAAUUACUCGCUGUCUAUUGCUGUACGUUUUCAAACAUUAAUGUGCAUAUCUUUAUCGUAAGUAAGCUGUAAUUUAUCUGUUAUAUUCCUUUUCAUUUUUUGUUGUAAUGUUGGAUUACACUGUUUUCUGAGUCAUUCUGGGCUUCAAAGGGCAUGUCACUGUACCAUGUAUACACAUUUUGGUAAAAGACGUACAAACUGAACAAUAGAAAACAAAAGAAAAGAGGUAUUUUUUAAAAGAUAAUAAAGAUACCAGUCUUUAUGACUUAUUAUAUGGACUCUAACAGUGCUUACUAUGUGCUGCUUUAUAUUUCAUGGGGUUGGUUUAUUUCUGAGUAACAAAGGCCAUUUUUUCCACUACAUUAUCCCACUACAACUGAUCAAAUGUACUGUAGGUAGCUGCAGUGGAGUGAUCAGGUACUUGAAAAAACGUGUAUUCAAUCCUAUACCUCAUUCCAGUAUCCUGUACAGAAACAGCGUAAAAAAUGUGACUCGCUUGUGUUACGUCGUUUUUAAGCCAAUAUUUUAUGGUUUAAGCUAUGUGCAAGUUAAGGCCUGGUUUCCAUGUGGUAAUUUGCAACAUUUGCAAUGGUUGAGGGUGCGCAUGACGUGAAGACGCAGACACGGACAGAAGAGACAGUACAUGACGUCAUUCCACCGGAAAAUUAAACAAAAUUGCGUCCGAAACUGUGAUUCAUUAAUGAUGCCCGCUUAGAUUGACUACUUUGUCAUGAUUCCAAACCCGGAAUCCAGUUUUUAUUCAGUUGAUGGUCAGCUUUUGUGUUUGACCAUAACGGUGUGAUAAACUUCAAGGGGAAAUUGGCAGAAUUCAUGAAACUAAGCGAAGGGGACAUCGUUGCAGGCAGUCAGGAAAGUUGGACCUAGCUCAACUUUGGCAAUCGUUCACGGGCUGCUUUGCGUUUGUGUGCGUUGUCGACAAUACCUCCAUUUUGCAUAUUUCCAUAAUGUCUGCGCUACAGUUUGCGUCUUGAUUUGUCGCUCUCUGCAUGUCUUACGUGGAUAUGGGAACCAUGACUUAAUUGAAGACUAAAAAAAAGGACUUAUGUAGCAGUUUUUGUCAAUUACCAGCGUGAAGUUGCUCUAUGCAUAGUUUCAAGCAUCACCACGUUAGUGUAAUUGUAACACUUGUGAAUCAAUCGUAGUGUUUAUUAUACAGCUGUUGAAUGCACGGAAUUCAGGGCACAGAAAUAGGAUCAAGUUGAGUACGCGCGAGUGUUGUUUCACUCGCGUUACAACGCGCGCGGACUCAAUUCCUUUGCACUGUACUUUCCUGUUCACAGUAGCACGUGAACGCCAAUCUUGCGCGUAUAAUUGUGAUUUAUAGUAUGCGUAAACAACAGGCAAAACGAUGGAUGGCAUCAUGUUCAGUGCGCAUUACAUUGCCUGUAUUUGUUUACAUGUACUCCCAAAUCAUCUUCACCUUUUACGCACUUCUGUACUGCUUUCUCUUUUUUUCAAAUAUACGUUGCAACCGCAUUGUUUUGAAUCCCUAAGGGCUACAUUAAGGAUUUUUUUGUACAAUCAAAAAAUGGCUUCAUAGAAUUUCAUGGAUGGAAUUCUUCAAUUGUGCGUAAAUUCCCUAUACCGAGGGAUGAAUUUACCCACAGUUUUUUUUUCAUCGGGCGCCGCGCAAAUCACGAAAAACCCUUGUUGUCUUAUAUAGGAAACUCCUUGCGGUCUCUGCGUUUACAUGUCUGUGGAUACUUCUGUACUGUUAUGGGUGCAUCCCUAGAACGGGAGCUGGUUGGAAUAGAGCGAAAAACUUGUAUUACUCAAGCUAGAUUCAUAGCAAGGUUACCAUUAUUACCAUUACCUUUAUCUGAUUGUCUUUCUUGAUUACUAUUGACAAUUGUUGGUUAUUUUGGUGAUGGAUAUUGCGACAUUGAUAUAAAUACACGUGUAUCCGUGGAGGUGAUUAUUGGUGGAAAUGUGAUUGAAGUAAUAAAUAGACUAGUUGUUUCUGCAUACGAA
Acanthaster planci (crown-of-thorns starfish) is the source of this 3740-nucleotide messenger RNA. Its product is annotated as peptidyl-glycine alpha-amidating monooxygenase B-like. Gene Ontology annotation, molecular function: copper ion binding; protein binding; oxidoreductase activity, acting on paired donors, with incorporation or reduction of molecular oxygen, reduced ascorbate as one donor, and incorporation of one atom of oxygen. Lineage: Eukaryota; Metazoa; Echinodermata; Asteroidea; Valvatida; Acanthasteridae. Gene Ontology annotation, cellular component: extracellular region. The record is from RefSeq and is a predicted model, not a curated record.